AUGGAUAACGCUGAAGAAACUGAUCCCGAACAGGAUGCGCUUAGGCGCAAAAAGCAGGAGAAAUUGCUCGCGAAAAAGGCCGCCGCCCGAGAGGCACAAAAUCAGCUGUACAGAGACCACCUGGCACGGGAGCGUGGCUUUUCGGACGAAACGCAGCGGGCCUUUUUUGCCAGCUGGGAAACCCUCUGCGAGCAGGUUCGAUCGGAGCAGCUGGCGGAGGAACUGCGCCAGCAGCAGCAGUGCUUCGGGACGGUUAUUGAUCGGAAGAAUGCGUGCAUCGAACGAUUGAUCGGUGUCCGGGAUAGGAUCGGGGAAACGCACACCAAGUGUCUGCAACGGUUGGGGAACAUUGUUAGCUACUACAUCCGGCUGAAAGAUUUCCUGACCUCGUCGAUACUGGAGCGAUACGAUGCGGAUUUCAAGCAUCUCAUGGAAGAGUUCCGUGCGGAAGUGUUUAGCAAAGAGAGCUUUAGCUGCUCUCAAAUGGAGAUGCUUGAUAGUUCCCUCGCGGAAUUGCUUGCCAAAAUGAAGCAGGACGAGUUAACCGAUCAUGAGUGGUUUCUCGAACGAAACACCGAAAACAUAAGCACACAAGUGGAAAAGUGCGAAAUCAGCCGCGAUAAGAAGCUCGCCGAAAUGAGCGCCCUCUACCGGCGACUCAAGGAAACGCUCGACGAAUUCUUCCAAACUAUACUGCACCCAGAGCGGAAGCAAUCGUACGAUCGACUCGUCUCUUACACGUAUAUCGAGGAAAAGGCGAUCGAGCAUCGCCGGUGUCAGCUCGUAGCAUUGCAGCUCAAGAAAGUACAUCUCGAGCACUCGCUCACCCUCGCUCAGAUCGGUGGCAGAAGAAAGCUACGCACACGUCACACCGUCCAGAAGCUUCUCGUGAUGGAAGUGAACAAGCUAAAGGAUCAACAAACUAAACAGGACGCCAACCAUCAACGUCUGCUAAGGUGGAUUUGCUCGGUAACGCAUCACCUUAAAGAGCUGCUCACGGGCCACCUAGUAUGGGGUGAUCACAUCGCUCAAGCUGGCUUGAUCUGCACGCAGUACGAAACCGAUCACGAUCGACAGUACGCUGCGAAGUGGUUCCAACAAACCGACGAAACAGACACGGAUGGGCGCGAUCACACCUUCGAUUUUUUGACUGACAAAAUCAACCGCGUGGAAGCGAUCAAUCUGAUUCUGCGCGAGCAGCGAGACAUGCUGCGGCGCGAAAAUGAAGAGCUUAAAACGAAAUUUAAAUCCUACUGCAGUCUGCACAAAAUUUCCGACUCCAAAGGGCUGUGUUUGUAUGGAAAAGAAGCAGUCAUGAAGCCGUAA
Messenger RNA from Anopheles nili, 1326 nucleotides. RefSeq names its product dynein regulatory complex subunit 2-like. The coding region runs from base 1 to 1326 and encodes 441 amino acids. The record is from RefSeq and is a predicted model, not a curated record. The transcript has 5 exons. Gene Ontology annotation, cellular component: axoneme; axonemal dynein complex. Lineage: Eukaryota; Metazoa; Arthropoda; Insecta; Diptera; Culicidae. Gene Ontology annotation, biological process: regulation of cilium movement; axonemal dynein complex assembly; cilium-dependent cell motility.